Molecule: messenger RNA, 2589 nt
Organism: Neocloeon triangulifer
Lineage: Eukaryota; Metazoa; Arthropoda; Insecta; Ephemeroptera; Baetidae
Product: calpain-A-like
Exons: 15
Coding region: 79-2289 (736 amino acids)
Biological process (GO): proteolysis
Cellular component (GO): cytoplasm
Molecular function (GO): calcium-dependent cysteine-type endopeptidase activity; calcium ion binding
Source: RefSeq, a predicted model, not a curated record
UGACUCGUGUGUCCGUCCGUCACUCGGUUCGCAACCGUGGUCAGCGCCGCACUAUCUUGUUCUAUUUUGGCCCGAGACAUGGCCCUCGAACGGGUGGUUGAGAAGAAAGGGCUCGGAGAACUGGGUUCGUGGAGCAUCUGGAGCGACCAGGCUCUUUCGGCCUUCCGGAAUUGGGGCUUCAAGGAUAAGGAUGUGGACGACGCUGCGGUCAAGCAGAGCAGAUCAAAGUUUUGGCGCAAGGGUGCUGCCCAAGACUUCAACUCCAUUAGAGAUCAGUGUCAACGAGAAGGAAUUCUCUAUGAAGACCCUGAUUUCCCUUGCACAACUGAGUCUCUAUUCUACAGCAAGGCGCCUCCAAUUCCUUUCAAGUGGCUCCGACCAUCACAAAUUGUAAAGGACCCUAGGUUGUUUGUAGAAGGUUAUUCGAGAUUCGACAUCAAACAGGGAGAGCUAACUGACUGCUGGUUGUUGGCGGCGCUCGCCAAUUUGACGCUGCACAACUCCCUUUUCAGCCAAGUCGUGCCAGAAGAUCAAUGUUUCGAGAAGGGCUACGCGGGAGUAUUUCAUUUCAAAUUUUGGCAGUACGGAAAAUGGGUUGAAGUAAUAAUUGACGACCGACUGCCCACCUUUGAUGGAAAAUUAGUUUUCCUCCGAUCAAGCCAGCAAAAUGAGUUUUGGAGUGCUCUUUUGGAAAAAGCUUACGCUAAAUUGCACGGAUCUUAUGAGGCUUUGAAGGGUGGUUCAACCUGCGAGGCGAUGGAGGAUUUCACAGGAGGAGUGACCGAGUGGCACGAACUGGACAACGUGGACAUGAACUUUUUCAAAAUGCUCCAGUCUUCUUUCGACCGCCAGUCCUUGUUAGGAGCCUCAAUUGAACCUGGUGAUGAAUUUGAAGAACCAACACCCGAGGGGUUGGUCAAAGGACACGCUUACAGCAUCACAAAGGUGCAGUACGUGGACAUUAAGACGCCCAGGGUGUCUGGGAAAAUUCCCCUCAUCAGACUCAGAAACCCGUGGGGCAAUGCAGUGGAAUGGAACGGCGCUUGGUCAGAUAAAUCUCCAGAGUGGCAGUUCAUUCCGCCAGAAGAGCAAAAGAGAAUUGGCUUGACUUUUGAUGCCGACGGCGAAUUCUGGAUGUCUUUUCGCGAUUUCGUGAAAUACUUCACUCGGCUGGAGAUUUGUAAUCUCAGUCCUCACUCCAUCCAGAACACGGAGGGCAAGAAAAAGUGGGAAAUGAGCGUUUUUGAAGGCGAGUGGGUCAGAGGAGUCACGGCCGGUGGCUGCAGAAAUUACCCAAAAACGUUUUGCUUCAACCCGCAGUACAGGGUGACUUUGGACCAGUCCUCCGAGAGUGCCGAGUGCACCGUGAUUGUAGCCCUGAUGCAGAAAAAUCGCAGGGUCCAACGGAAAAUGGGCGCCCAAUGUCUGAACAUCGGCUUUGUUCUUUAUCAAUUGGACGAAGCGAGUAGCUUGAUUAAGCCUCUUCCAGACAAAUUUUUCCUUGACAAUGUCUCGACUCGCAGGUGCAGAGCAUUUGUGAACCAACGUGAGGUCACAGAGAGGUUCAGUCUAGUCCCAGGGACCUACUGCAUCGUCCCUUCCACCUUCGACCCCCACGAGGAAGGAGAAUUUUUGCUUCGAAUCUUUUCCGAGAGCACAAACAAACUCGAGGAAAAUGACAGAUGCAUAGGAUUUUUAGAGAUGACGACUAACAAGAUUUCAACAUCGCCGAUGAACUCUGUGCUAGAUGAUAAAGUUAAGGCCUUCUUCAAGGAGGUUGCAGGAGAGGACAUGGAAGUCGACUGGAUGGAAUUGAAAAACGUCCUGGAUCUAGCAAUUAACAAAGAUUUACAACGGUGCUCUAUUGGCCCUGCUAGUCUCAUUCAACGGGGAGGAUUUUCAAAGGAAAUUUGCCGCAGCAUGGUGGCAAUGAUGGAUUCCGACAGGUCUGGCAAACUUGGUUAUGAGGAAUUCAAAACGCUGUGGUUGGACAUUGGUAACUGGAGAAGAGUAUUCAAGGAUUACGACAAGAACAACUCAGGGAUGCUAAGCAACUUUGAGUUACGCGAAGCACUUGCCUCCGCCGGUUAUCAGCUGAAUUACAGAAUUCUGAACGUUCUCAUGCAUAGAUACGGAACCAAAGAAGGCCAGAUUACGUUUGACGAUUUCAUUGCUUGUGCUGUCAGACUGCGGUGCAUGAUUGACAUGUUUAAAGAGCGUGAUCCUAGAGGCACUAACAAGGCUGUUUUCACAUUCGAUGAAUGGAUGGAAAAAGUCAUAUUUUCCUAAGUAUUUUUACCAAAUGCAUAACUUUAAAAUGCCAUAUUUCGCACAGUUUCUUCUGGCAAAUUAAAUUAAAAUGUCUGAAUAUUUUCAGUGUAUUUCUGUGAUUACUAGUCUUGCCGAGAAAUAAUCAAAGUUUCUUGCUGGCCAUGAAAAAAGACACUUUCAAAUUAUACAAAUAUGCUUUAAAUUUAACACAUUUUGUCCAAGCGACUAUACCAUGGACUAUAAUAUAAAUCUUCCUGUGUAAUCUAAUUGUUUCUAUUGAAACGAUAAUAAAUAUAAAUUUCUUAAAAUUCUAACUCA